Molecule: messenger RNA, 1875 nt
Organism: Salvia splendens (bonfire salvia)
Lineage: Eukaryota; Viridiplantae; Streptophyta; Magnoliopsida; Lamiales; Lamiaceae
Product: mechanosensitive ion channel protein 1, mitochondrial
Exons: 7
Coding region: 200-1747 (515 amino acids)
Biological process (GO): transmembrane transport
Cellular component (GO): membrane
Source: RefSeq, a predicted model, not a curated record
UGUAAUUUUUGUAUUUGUUUAAAAUUUUUUCUUACUCUUCAACUUUUCUGUCUUGCUCGCCAACACGACGGAACAGUAGCACUAUCUUUCCCUCCCUCUUGCUUCUUCAGCCAUGUAGUUGACGCGGUGCUCAAAAUUCCGCGUGAUAUUCAGCAGUAAAAUAGGAGAAAUUGUGCAGCGUACAUAAACUGUUUGUGAAAUGGCCGCGAUGAGGAUUUCACGAUUGAAGCAUUUACAUUCUGUUAAAUCGACUUUUCAAUUUCACGUAACACCUUCUGCUGCAUAUUCGAGCAAAUGCUAUGCUACUGGAGGGUCGGAUACUUUGCAGAGAUUUGAUCAAAAUGGUUUUGGGAUGUCGGGUUUCAGAUCUUCCAACUUUUCUCAGUAUUCUAGGGGGUUUUCUUCUGAAGUGCCUAUUUCGAAUAGGUUUCUGAGAAAGUCGAGUUAUCGGGGUAGUCUUUCUUUUGCCGGAAUAAACCCUCUAAUCAAUCACCGUUUCUUCUCAUCAGCUAGUGAUGGUAAAGGUGUCACUCCGGUAGAUGUUACAGGAAAUGGGGGUGAUGGUAGCGUUGGUGGGGAAAAUUGGACUCCUAAAGUUAAAGAAGCGUGGGAAUCUGCGGUUGAGGCUGCAAAGUAUGCAGGCAAAAAGGCGAAAGAGGCUUCUGAUGAAGCUGCUCCUCAUGUUCAGCAGUUGCUUGAUGCUCAUCCCUAUCUUAGAGAUGUGAUUGUGCCAGUCGGUGGUACUUUGGCAGGAACAAUGUUGGCAUGGUCUUUGUUGCCUAGGCUAUUUAGGCGGUUCCAUAAGUACUCAGUGGAAGGACCUGGUGCUUUGCUAUCAAAGGGUUCUUUGUUCGGGCCAGUUCCUUAUGAGGAAAGCUUCUGGGGUGCACUGGAGGCUCCAGUCCGAUAUUUUGUAACGUUCAUGGCUUUCUUGACAGUAGGGGAAAUGGUUGCACCGACUACUAUUGCCUCACAAUAUGCAACACAGGCUUGGAAAGGCGCUCUUGUUAUAUCCGUUGUCUGGUUUCUUCAUCGGUGGAAAACUAGUGUGAUUUCCCGAGCUUUGGUUGCUAAGGGCUUAGAAGGUGUCCGGAGAGAUCAGUUACUGACUAUGGACAAAAUCUCAUCCAUAGGACUCUUUGUUGUUGGGUCAAUGGCUUUAGCUGAAGCAUGUGGUGUGGCAAUGCAAUCUGUUCUGACUGUGGGGGGCAUUGGAGGAGUUGCCACUGCUUUUGCUGCCAAAGAUAUACUUGGGAAUGUCCUAAGUGGUAUUUCUGUACAGCUGUCGCAACCAUUUUCAGUUGGUGAUAUGAUAAAAGCUGGAUCUGUAGAAGGUCAAGUAGUAGAAAUGGGCCUUACAACUACAUUAUUGCUAACUGCUGAGAAGUUUCCUGUUGUCGUCCCAAAUUCUCUGUUUUCCAGCCAGGUAAUUGUCAAUAAGUCACGAGCUAAAUUUCGCGCCUUGGUCAGACGAAUUCCACUGCAAAUUGAUGACAUAGACAAGAUUUCUUCAAUAUCAGAAAAUAUAAAGUCCAUGCUCAGAUCUCACUCAAAUGUGUUUCUGGGCAAGGAGGCCCCUUACUGUUUUCUGUCUCAAAUUGAGAGAUCAUAUGCAGAACUGACGUUUGGAUGCAAUCUUAAGCAAGUGGACAAAGAAGCAGAGCAGGAUAUCCUGCUUGAGGCUGUCAGGAUCAUCAAACAACAUGGUGCUACCCUAGGCAGUACUCGUGAAGACAUUAUCGGUUGAUAGGCUGGAUGGGGUUGAAGUAUUUUGUUUCUAGGUUAGCUUUAUCUUUGUCUGUUACAUGGUGAAUGUACAAGAUACUAACCAUACAAAUAAGGUAAUGAAAGUUGCUGGAUUUUGAAUUCUCUAAA